Aspergillus alliaceus is the source of this 1225-nucleotide messenger RNA. Its product is annotated as mitochondrial carrier domain-containing protein. The transcript is spliced from 4 exons. Bases 1 to 996 code for a protein of 331 amino acids. The record is from RefSeq and is a predicted model, not a curated record. Lineage: Eukaryota; Fungi; Ascomycota; Eurotiomycetes; Eurotiales; Aspergillaceae.
AUGAGCGGUAGUCACCAGUCUUCGCCGUGGGUGGUUUUCAUCUCGGGAACCUCAGCCGCCAUCCUGGCGAAUGUCGCCGUCUAUCCUUUGGAUAUUGUGAAAACCAAAUUACAAGUGCAAAUCCAGCAUCGACAAGAACGAGGACGAAGCGGAGAUGAGAGCCAACUUUCUAGUAUGGGGGGCGCCGCCGCUGACUGUGAUAGCCUCAUCGGUGCAAUCUCUCACGUUGUCCAUGAAGAAGGAAUUUCUGGUUUGUAUCGUGGGUUGGGCAGUUCCAUCCUUGGCAUGACCCUCAUGAAUUCCACUUAUUUCUACUGGUCGGCGAAAGCCCGCAUUCUUCAUCAGUCGGUGCUUCGAUGGUACAAUAUGUCUGAUCGAGGUGGCAUUCUCAAAGAACUUGCACUGGGAGCUGCGGGAAGUGCUAUGGCUCAGUUGUGCACGAACCCCAUUGCCGUGAUUGCCAUGCGACAGCAAACCAGCACCACUGCGGAUCAGACAAAGUCGGCAUGGAACAACGUCAAGGAGAUUGUCUAUAAUGAAGAUGGAUGGACCGGACUGUGGAAGGGGCUGAAGGUUAACUUGAUACUCGUUGUCAACCCGACGAUCACCUAUGGUGCCUAUGAGUGGCUGCGAAUGAUCUCGGUGCGAUUUCGGAAGCAGAUUGGGCCGAUUGAUGCGUUUUUCCUGGGCGCUUUAUCCAAAGCCCUGGCAACUAUUGCCACACAGCCCCUUAUUGUGUCGAAGACAAUACUACAAUCCAAGCCACCAGAAUGCAGAUAUGGCCGACCGUUUCGGAGUUCUACCGAGGUUGUCAUAUAUAUCGUUCGCCAUGAAGGCUUCCGGAGGCUGUACAAGGGUCUCGUGCCCCGGCUACUGAAGGGUUUUCUUGUUCAGGGAUUGAUGAUGAUGCUGAAGGAGAGGAUUCAAGUUCUGCUGACUAGUGUAUCUUUGCUAAACCGGCUACGAGUGCAACGGUUAACUUCCGCAAGUUACUGAUCGUGUGAACGUCCGAUAAACUCCUGUCUUCUCGGAUUGUAUAACCCAAGUAUGUCUAUGAUUGAUGAACCUAUGGAGACUUUAUUCGGCAUGAAAUCAGACUAUCAAAUUUAUUAUAGCAGUGACUGUUAGCUAAACUUUCACUAUCUUUAUUGUACCAAAUUCUUCAGGUUUUUGGUAUGUGGCGUAAACUAGUCAAUUUUCGAGAAUGAAUUGGAAGUGUCGGUCC